CAUCACCAUAUUUCAAACCUUAUUUCAUUAAAACAUAAAAAAAAAAAAAAAAAAAAAAAUCCCCAAAACACUCUAUUUUUGUUCAUCAAAAAAUUAAUAUUUCAAAAAAAUUAUUUUCUUGAUGGGAAAUAGCUUAAGGUGUUGUUUGGCUUGUGUGCUUCCUUGUGGAGCCUUAGAUUUGAUCCGAAUAGUUCAUCUAAAUGGUUAUGUAGAAGAAAUCACAAGAUCAGUAACAGCUGGGGAAAUUCUCCAAUCAUAUCCAAACCAUGUAUUAAGUAAACCUUGUUCUCAAGGUAAUUAUAUGGUUAGAAAAAUCAUGAUUUUAUCAUCUGAUUCUGAGCUUAAACGUGGUAGUAUCUAUUUUUUGAUCCCUGAUUCUUCUCUACCGUCUGAUCAUUCCAAGUCUAAAAAAUCUUGUGGUAAAAAUAAGAUCAAGGGUCAAAAAUUAAAGAAUCAUGAUCUUGUUGAUCAUGAUGAUCAUGGUUUAGAUAAGUCUAAGUUUAGUGAUGAUCAUAAUAAUAAUAUUGCUAAAAAUAGUAAGCUUUUGGGGUUGGAUUUGUCUACAUUAGAGAAUGAUCAUGAAAAUAAUGUAGUUUGUGAAACAAAAUCUAAGUCUAAAUCUAAAUCGGGAAAGCAUCAAAGGAGAAGAAGCAGCAGGGGUAAAAGUGGUAUUUGGCAGCCUCAUUUGGAGAUUAUUACUGAAGAUUUGUGAUUUUUAUUUUAUUUUAUUUUUCGAUUUUUUUGAGGUUUUUUUAAAUGCCUUUUUUAGGAAAUUUAAUAUUCUUUACUCAUAGGUUAUUUGCAAUUAUAUGUGUAAAUUGCAAACUAAAGCCUUUUUUUUCUUGUCAAAUUAUUAUGUGGAUACAUAUAUUUCAAUUUAAUUUUUCGCUAAGUUGAAAUAUUGUAAUUGUAAUUUAUCAAGGGAGCUUAAAUUAUUUGAAGCAUACC
Amaranthus tricolor (Joseph's coat) is the source of this 948-nucleotide messenger RNA. RefSeq lists its product as uncharacterized. The record is from RefSeq and is a predicted model, not a curated record. The coding region runs from base 122 to 712 and encodes 196 amino acids. Lineage: Eukaryota; Viridiplantae; Streptophyta; Magnoliopsida; Caryophyllales; Amaranthaceae. The transcript has a single exon.